AUGCCUCCCUUUAGUCUUAAGGUCAUUUACCAGGUUGCAAGAAAUCGGCUUCCCACCAAUGCAUCUUCUCUUCUGGAGCGAAUGCCUCUGGUGGAAAAGAGCCAUUUACUUCAUACAGAGUCAGAUGUCAUUCGUGCUUCUAUCCAGUACCUCCUCCAUCCUAUUAAUGUCGCAACUAUCCAAUUGAUAUCUUCUUCUGGUCACCUUUUCUGCAGAGGCGAGGCGCGUGAAGGCGAAUUCAAAAACACUCAAGUGCUACAUUGGAACGAUUUCAAAGACGCGGUGUCAGACCAAAACAAUGCGAAAGCAAUGGUGGACUCAGCCUAUGCCGCAUAUUUCUCGUCACAGCGAACCCAGGAUGAACACCAGGAUGCAGGAUCUCGAAAGCCGUCUCCCAACGGCAAAAAGGGCCAUGCAUAUUACUAA
Molecule: messenger RNA, 426 nt
Organism: Blastomyces gilchristii SLH14081
Lineage: Eukaryota; Fungi; Ascomycota; Eurotiomycetes; Onygenales; Ajellomycetaceae
Exons: 2
Coding region: 1-426 (141 amino acids)
Source: RefSeq, a predicted model, not a curated record